Messenger RNA from Paramecium pentaurelia, 1667 nucleotides. NCBI's taxonomy places the organism in Eukaryota, Ciliophora, Oligohymenophorea, Peniculida, Parameciidae. The record is from the annotation of a GenBank genome assembly.
UAAUGGGAACCUAAUAACAAAAAGCACCAUAAAGUAAAUAAAUAACUCAAUUUCAAAUUGAAGUUGCUUGCUUAAAAGUAUAUCAUUCUAUCAAAUUUUAGGUUAAAGGCUAUGUGGAAUUGAAUAGAGAUAGAAGAACCAAUUAAGCAUUACUCAAAGAAAAGGCUUUAAAUGAGAUGAUGCGAAGUCCUACUAGAAUUAUGGUAGAAGAGUAUCAAAAGUUCCAACAAUUAGUUCUAGACGCUCGAUUCUUAGAGACAUGUAGCAUUGUAUUAAGGUAUACUAAUCUCAUAUUAUUUUAGAUACUGUGAUAUUGUCAAAGAUUAAUCAAUAAGAAUCUUUAAAUGUGGAGGAGAUCCUUCAAAAAUAGCAGAUAUUAUGCCAUAUCUUGAAACUAUUCUCUUUGCAGCUGAUAAUUUGAACUUAGAAUAAGUAAUGGAAUUUAAAGAUCUCAUGAUAUUCUAUUUUGGACCUGGCUUCAAUGACACUAGUAAACUAUUAAAUGUUGAUCAAAAUUUAAAAUAACUUUAUAGAACUCCUCUGCCUGAUGCAUAUGAAGUGAAUGAAUUUGCAUUAAAAUUUGCAGAAAAAUAUGGAUUCAGUGAAGAACAACUCAAUGCUUCAGGACAUUAAUUUAGUUCCAAAUUUUAAAGACCUGCCCAAGGAGGUAUCUUAAUAGAAUAAUAAUCUUUUGGAUAAUAAUAAUAAUUUAUUCCAUCUAUAAACUAAGGUUUUGGAGUACCUUUUGGAUCUCAUCCAGAAUAAUUCCCACAGCCAGGAAACAAAGGAUACGGUGAUUUUGGAAUGGGUGGAGGCUUUGGUAAUCAAUCUUAAGGAGGAGGUUUUGGUAAUCCACCUUAAGGAGGAGGUUUUGGUAACCAAACUCAAGGAGGCUUUGGUAAUCCACCUUAAGGAGGUUAUGGUAUUCCACCUUAAGGAGGCUUUGGUAAUCCACCUUAAGGAGGUUAUGGUAUUCCACCUUAAGGAGGCUUUGGAAAUCCACCUUAAGGAGGUUAUGGUAUUCCUCCUUAAGGAGCCUUUGGAAAUCCGUCUUAAGGAGGUUUUGGUAACUCAUCUUAAGGAGGCUUUGGUAACUCAUCUUAAGGAGGCUUUGGUAACCCACCUCAAGGAGGUUUUGGAAAUCCCCCUUAAGGAGGCUUUGGUAACCCUUCUUAAGGAGGCUUUGGUAACCCACCUUAAGGAGGAGGUUUUGGUAAUCCACCUCAAGGAGGUUUUGGUAAUCCACCUCAAGGAGGCUUUGGAAUGACAUAAGGUAUUAAUUAACCUUCUUAAAAUGGAUUUGAAAAUUAAACUCCAUAGACUGGAUUAUAUAAUUAACCAAGUAAUUAAUUUGGUAGCCCCCCUAUUGGAGGAAUAGGUAAUACUUCAAAUGGAGGAUACGGUUAAACAAAUGGAUCUCCAAAUCCAUACGCAUGUAUCAAUUAAGGUAUCAUUAAAAUUUAAAUUUUUAGGUCCAUAAAUAUUAGCAAGUUAAAGUAUGAAAGUUCCUUAGACAUUUUAACCUCCUUAAUAAUAGCCAUAAAUAACACCAGGAAUUUAACCAUAAUAACCUCUUGGGCAAUAGAAUAAUAAUAAUGAUUAAGCAAAUACUAAAGCUAUUGAUGAUUUGGAAGCAAGAUUAAGAAAGAUUAAUGAAGGCUUAUGAU